GUUUUAGUCCAACCUUACACAGAUACUUUUAUCCAAGCGAUGCUGCUGGAGAUUCUCUCUGUUAUUGUCACUACGAUAUUAGAAAAAACUUCCAGCAUAUCCCUCCGGUGUCGAACUCAUGUCCUAGAUUCGUGAUCAUCUGUGAUCAUAUCGACAACGACGUCGGACUUCGUCGUCCUGUCUCCCAUCAUUCUCAGAGAAAAGCUCUUUUCACUCCGUUGCCUUUUCAAAGUUCCGAAUGCGAAGGUUAUAACCAGCUAUCAAUUAUAAUUGAGAACAUAAAAAAUAACAUCAUAAUCGACGAUGUUAAGUCGAUACAUCGGUAGAUUUCUGCUACCACAAAUGAAUAAGUGCGUGGGUAGUUAUAAAUGUUCUCACAGUUAUUCGCGAAUAGCGGAAGCGGGGGCAAGUGAAUACCAGGGGAAACGCGCUAAAGUACAGGGAUGGGUGAGAGCGAUCAGAAAAAUGAAGGAAAAUAUCUUCCUUGAUGUCGAUGACGGUUCUUCAUCCCAGUUUUUACAAAUUGUCAUGAAAAAAGAAGAUAAACCUGAAGAUUUAAGUUUUGGAAGUAGCGUGAGCAUCGAAGGAGAGUUAACAUUUGCUCCCAAUGGACGGCCCGAGUUACAUGCUGAAAAAAUUCAACUUCUGGGUAAAUGCAUUCUGGACGAGGGUUAUCCCUUUGCUCCAAGGAUCAAAUAUUCUAUCGACUAUGUACGCCAAUAUUUACACCUAAGAGCAAGGACACGAUUUUUCUCAAGCGUAAUGCGGCUUAGAGAUUUGGCUGCUACUUCUCUAGGGGAACAUAUGAAAUCACGAAAUUUCAUUAAUGUUCACACACCCAUUUUAACCUCCAAUGAUUGUGAAGGAGCUGGCGAAGUCUUCAAUGUCAGACCCGAAUCUAUAGGAUUGCUAAAAACUAUGCGCAAGGAAAACACUAAUUUGGAAGAUGCUUAUUUCAACGGUAAAGUCUUUCUCACAGUUUCUGCGCAGCUCCACUUAGAAGCUAUGGCAAGAGCUCUCUCGAAAGUUUAUUCAUUUGGUCCGACAUUUCGAGCGGAGAAUUCAAAAUCACGAUUGCAUCUGAGUGAAUUUUACAUGAUGGAAGCGGAAAUGGCUUUUACCACAGAUAUCAAUGAGAUAAUGCUUGAGGCCGAGUUGCUGGUGAAAUCGAUGACAAAAUAUUUGCUCGAGAAAGGUGAAGGAGAUAUGCGUUCAAUAGGCGCUCCAGUGCCAUCUUGGCUCGAGUCAAAUUUUGGUAUUAUCGAUUACAAUGAAGCGAUUACGAUACUCGAGAGAAAUUCAGAUCGUCUGACGGUUCCGGUUCACCAUGACGAAGGUCUUUCCAAAGAGCACGAACUAUUUCUCGUUAAACAUAACAAUGGCAUUCCUAUUUUCAUCAUUAAUUGGCCUAAAGAUAUGAAACCCUUCUACAUGAAAACCUGUCCAAACGACUCGUCAAAGGUUGCCGCAAUGGAUCUUUUGGUGCCAGAGGUUGGUGAACUGUUCGGAGGUAGUCUGAGAGAGGACGAUUACGAUGUAUUGAAGGAAAAUCUGCCACCCGGUUUGAAUCUCAACUGGUAUCUUGAGCUCCGUAAAUUUGGAAAUGUACCGACCGGCGGCUUUGGCAUGGGUUUCGAAAGAUUUUUGCAAUGCGUGCUGGGAAUACCAAACAUCAAAGAUGUCAUACCUUUUCCCCGAUGGCCGCACAAUUGCACUCUAUGAAUAAACUUUUCAGGUCUUUGUGUUGUGAUUUCACCCUUUUGGCCAAAAAGCCGAACAAAGAAAAACUAAACAGAUAGAAUCACUGGACACCGAAUCGCUCGACGCGAAAAUGAAAAAGAAUGAACUCGUUUUGUGUCGAUGAGUAAUUUUACUCCAUUAGAACUCUGAGCAAAAUGGGCACGCAAGUGGCCAAACGAAAAACAAAAAGAUGCUUUUACAGGUCAAGAAAGAGGAACUGGAUUUUCAAUGUGACAAUAUGUCGCGAACUUUUUUUUCGUCCACGUAUCCGGUCUAAUGAUAAUUCCCCUUGGGAUUGCUUCGAUAGGAUUCAGUGCCAAGUUUGAAGGAAACGAGACGGGAUAAAGAAAAACGCUCGUUCUGUUGCCUUAUUUUUAUUAUUUUUAUUUGCAUAAUCUAUACGAAGCUCCAAACUAAACUACGCGGAUGAACUUUUCUUUCCCAUCGACUAUCGUGAUACUUAAUUCGAAUAACUGGCAUAGGUUGUGCUUUGAUAUCCAAGGGUAUCCUGGGCGAGUUCUCGGGCCCCUGCCGGUUCCUCAUUUUCUUUGUUUCGUCGUUCUUGCAAUGUCGCUUAAUAUCUUUCAUUAAAGUUGAUACAGGCCUCUAAAUUAUCACUAAAAAGGUUAGCAAGUAUUGGGUUUGAUAAACAGAUGACCAAUGAAAGUCAAAAACUCUCGAGUGAUCAACAAUUAUUUUUUUCUUUUCUUUUUCUUUUCAUACAACAAAAUAAUCUUUUCUCUCAUCGAAAUUGUUUACGAAAAAUUUGAAUCGCUCAAAUAUUUCGUUUUUCACUUGAACUUAUCACCUACAAUUAUUACUUUUAUGUACAAUACAAUUGAUAAUCGUAUAUCACACAUUUUGUACAUAACCAACGACGGAGUGAAAAAAAGAAAAAAAAAAUUUCGCUCACA
Messenger RNA from Venturia canescens, 2654 nucleotides. It is a transcript of the gene AsnRS-m, whose product is annotated as asparagine--tRNA ligase, mitochondrial. Gene Ontology annotation, biological process: asparaginyl-tRNA aminoacylation. The record is from RefSeq and is a predicted model, not a curated record. Gene Ontology annotation, cellular component: mitochondrion. The coding region runs from base 304 to 1722 and encodes 472 amino acids. NCBI's taxonomy places the organism in Eukaryota, Metazoa, Arthropoda, Insecta, Hymenoptera, Ichneumonidae. Gene Ontology annotation, molecular function: asparagine-tRNA ligase activity; nucleic acid binding; ATP binding. The transcript has 6 exons.